Messenger RNA from Psammomys obesus (fat sand rat), 1971 nucleotides. RefSeq lists its product as uncharacterized. Gene Ontology annotation, molecular function: zinc ion binding; aspartic-type endopeptidase activity; nucleic acid binding. The record is from RefSeq and is a predicted model, not a curated record. Gene Ontology annotation, biological process: proteolysis; virion assembly. NCBI's taxonomy places the organism in Eukaryota, Metazoa, Chordata, Mammalia, Rodentia, Muridae.
AUGCCCCUUCCCCAACCCUCAUCAAACUGGACUGGAGGUCGAGCUCAGAACAGCUUUUCCCCCACUAAUCCCCCAGGAGGUCUGCAGCAGGGUGCCAUCAGUCCCUCCACAUUGCCAGAUUCUGAAAGCGACAGUGCUGCCAGCAGUCCCUCAGCACCACUGCAGUCGCCACCAGAUUCCGAAAGUGAACCCCCCUUUUCCAAAAAUCCCCAAGCUCUAGCUGAUUUGUUUGAAUCUGUCCUAUUGUCACACCAGUCCACUUGGGAUGAUUGCCAGCAACUCUUGCAGGCCCUCCUCACUACUGAGGAAUGGGGACGGGUCCUCCUUGAGGUGAGAAAGAAUGUGCCAGGAAUGGAUGGGAGGCCUUCCGUCCUCCCUAAUGAGAUUGAUAAUGGCUUUCCCCUCACCUGUCCCAAUUGGGAUUACAACACACCCGGAGGUAGAGAACGCCUGAAGGUCUACUGCCAGACUCUAAUGGCGGGUCUCCAUGGGGCUGCUCAAAAGCCCACCAAUUUGACGAAGGUAAGAGAGAUGGUUCAGGGGCUGGAUGAAUCCCCCACAGCCUUUAUUGAACGGCUGAUGGAGGCUUACAGCUGCUUUACAACCUAUGACCCUACCUCAGAUGAACAUAAGGCAAUGGUGACUAUAACCUUUAUAGACCAGUCAGCCAGAGAUAUUCGUAGAAAACUCCAUAAAAUAGAGGGUUUACAGGACAAGUUGUUGAAGGAUUUAGUGCAGGUAGCAGAAAAGGUUUUCUACAGCAGGGAGAUGGAAGAAGAGAAAGAGGAAAGAAAGCAGAAAGAACAGGAAGCAAGAGAAAGAGAAAGGGAUAAGAGGCAAGACAGAAAGUUGACUAAGAUCCUGGCCACCAUAGUGCAGGAGAGUCGUAAUGAUAGGGAGAAAGUUCCUAGCAAUUGGAGGGGCCCUCUGUUUAAGGAUCAGUGUGCCUAUUGCAAGGAGAAAGGACACUGGAUCAAGGAUUGUCCAAAAGGAAGAAAAAUGGUCCACUUCUUGGUGGACACUGGCAUCCAGCAUUCUGUUCUGUUACAAGACUUAGGAGCUAAAAAAGAGAAAAAAUUGUGGGUCCAAGGAGCCACUGGAUGUAAACAAUAUUCAUGGACUACCCGAAGAAAGGUGGACUUUGGAGUGGGCCAGGUAUCCCACUCAUUCUUAGUUGUCCUCGAGUGCCCGUACCCGCUGUUAGGGCGAGAUAUCCUAACAAAGAGAGGGGCCCAUAUUCAUUUUAGACCAGAUGGCCCACAGGUGACAGACAAUAAAGGGGAUCCCAUUCACAUGCUGACGAUUCAACUGGAAGAUGAAUACCGCCUGUUUGAAAAGGUGGUAAGUCCAGAAAAAGACGUUGACUGAUGGCUAUAGAGACAUCCCAGGGCACGGGCUGAAACAGCUGGCCUAGGAAAAGCAGAGAAACAGCCCCGAGUUCAGAUAGAGCUGAAGCCUCAGGCUACCCCUAUCUCGGUGCGACAAUAUCCGAUGUCUAAGGAAGCCCGUAACGGGAUCCACCCUCACAUACAGCGGCUCCUUGACCUAGGGAUUCUUAGAAGGUGCCAAUCCGCCUGGAAUACUCCAUUGCUGCCAGUUCGGAAGCCUGGGAGCAACGACUUACAGGACUUGCGCGAAGUUAACAAACAGGUCACGGACUUACAUCCUACUAUGCCCAACCCGUAUAACCUGUUGAAUUGCCUUCCCUCUGACAGGGUUUGGUAUACAGUCCUGGACCUUAGAUUCUUUUGUCUUCAACUUAGCCCUAACAGCCAAGACAUUUUCGCUUUCGAAUGGAAAGACCUGGACUCAGGGGUCUCGGGCCAGCUUACAUGGACCAUAUUUGAUGAAGCCACCGGCUGUUGCAAGAGCUGGGUGACCUCCACUACAGAGCGUCGGCGAAAAAGGCCCAGCUCUGCAGGAAACAGGUACACCAGGGUUUUGCUGGCUGUAGAUUCUGGGAUUUGCUGA